Molecule: messenger RNA, 2133 nt
Organism: Anas platyrhynchos (mallard)
Lineage: Eukaryota; Metazoa; Chordata; Aves; Anseriformes; Anatidae
Source: RefSeq, a predicted model, not a curated record
UGUUGGUUUCGGGUAGACGGGCCGUACCAUCACGCCGAGGCGGCGGGGGGGGCAAGGUGGUUCCUCCCGGGGGCGGUGCGCGGCCGGCUGGAGCGCGGCUGCCGCUACCCAGGCGGGGGGCCAAGGAGCGGGGCCCCGGCGGCAGGGAUGGAGAAGAAGAAAAUUCUGAUGAAAUCCAAGGUUGCUGCUCCUAACCUCCUGAGGGCCCUGCAUUCCCUGUACCGGUCGGGUCACCUCUGCGAUGUGACAAUUCACACGCAGCAUCUGGGAACUCAGGAGGUGUUUCUGGUUCACAAAGCUGUCUUGGCAGCUUCCAGCAAUUAUUUCAAAGGACUUUUCCUGCGUGAUGAGAUGCUGGACACCAAGAAUUGCACGGUGACUCUACAAGACAUUUGCAUGGAAGAGUUUGCCUCUUUUCUGGAGUUCGUGUACACCGCAGAAGUAGAGAUUGAAGUGGAAAAACUGCAUCGAAUGAAGGAAAUAGCAGAAAGACUUGAGUGCAAGGAUUUGCUUGACGUUUGUGAAGAAGUGAGAGCAGAGGGCAAGAAGGGCUUAGAUAUGAGCCUCCAUCUGCAAGGUUGGCCAUGCGAAAAUGGAUGGAGCACAGCGGCCUCACAUCCAGCAGGAAGAGGACCGCAGAGGGAGCAGCUCUUCCCAAGUGAUGGCAGGACCCAUACAGGGGAAACUCUGGGACAGGCCAAAACAUAAAAAGCUGCUGGCUGGUUACGAGCUCAUUGAAGGCCAACCAGCAAGUCUGGAGCAGCAGGGCACUGCCUUUCCAGAACCAAAAUCCAGGGCAGCAAAGCCACCGAAAUGUAACAAGACAGACGCCAGAAGCAGCCUCAGCACGGGUGUCACUAGUCCCGAACACAACAGUCAUUCUCCUGCAACUCAGACCGAGUCAAAGGAAGCCUGCGUAGUGAUUAGCAAUACGCUGCCCGAGCAGUGGGAAGAUGAGAACGGUUUAACUUCCAAACCUAGCAGUAAAACAGAACGUAGGAAAUCACCGCGGCGCGUGGCCAAAGUCUUGCCACAGAUGGCAUGCGAGAAGUGCAACGCAUCGUUCUGCGUUACCGAGCAGUACCGCUCACACAUGGAGCUCCAGCACGGCGUGCAUCUGGCUGUCAAGCACAGCUGCAGCGUGUGCCAGCAGCUCUUCUCCAGCCACCAAAACCUCAGGCAGCAUCACCUCACCAUUCACGGUGAGGAGCGGGGCUUUUCCUGCCUCUUAUGUGCCAAGAGGUUUAAGCGCCAGAAGGGCAUCAGUGACCAUGUCCGGAGGGUACACGAGAAGAAGCAGGAGCCGCAGGCGUGCCCGUACUGCGACAAGGUCAUCAGCUCCAAGUGUGGCCUGACGGUCCACAUCCGAACGCACACGGGGGAGAAGCCGUACAAAUGUGAGCGCUGCCCUGCCAGCUUUGCUCAGAGGUCUGCUUACAACACCCAUGUCAGAAAAAUCCAUGAAUCUGGGCAAGAGAGGAAACUUUUGCCGGUCUGCUGGAUGGUAGCUCCACCUGCACGCAGACCAAGUGCAGCGGGCGGCAGCGAAGACCCUGAGAGGGGGACGUGGAAUGGGGCCUCAGAGGCUGAACUACAGAAGUGUGCUGAGCUCAGAGGGGCUGCAAGCCAUGAGGAGGAACCUGCUCCCAAGGCAGACGGUAGCAAUGAGCAAGAACAGAAGCAGAAGUAUAAGGAAGCUGGAGCAAGAAGGGAAAAACUGAGUGAAGAAGGGGAUGAAGCUGCAGGUGAAAUGAGUGUGAAGGGAGAGGAGGAGGUAGGUUAUGAAGCAGGGUAUUCAGAAGCUGAAGAUGGUAAUGAGGAUGCCUGUACUGAGGGUGAUGGGGGUGAAGAACGCUCUAAUGAGAAGAAUGCUGAAGAAUGUGAAUCAGACAAAGACUUUAAAAUGAAGAAGGUAAAUAAAAAUGGGGUGAAUAAGAAAUCUGCCUAUGUAAUAACAUGUGAUAAGUGUAACGAGCAGUUCAGUUUCCCGGAAAAAAUAUGUGGAUCACUGCAGAGAUGUCCAUCAGUGCUUGCCCGGCAAAGUCUAUCAGUGUGAUGUCUGCAGCAAGUCGUUUGCUAGCUACAACAGCUGGAAGGAGCAUCGAGCUUGUGUCCACAGUGAAGAAAGGCAGU